Molecule: messenger RNA, 3032 nt
Organism: Thlaspi arvense
Lineage: Eukaryota; Viridiplantae; Streptophyta; Magnoliopsida; Brassicales; Brassicaceae
Source: the annotation of a GenBank genome assembly
AGAAGUAGAAAUUUUACUAUUUUCAGAGAAGAAAAGCAAUUUGUAUACCCGACGACUUGAUACAAGACUUCAGAGGUUUAGGGAUAAGGUUACUGUUCGUCAAGCUUAAGCUCCAGAAGAUAUUAAUGUUAGCAACCAUCAAUUUUGCAGUUUGCGAUUUGAACUCGUAAAUCCUUUUUGUCAUCUUCUCUAUUAUUAUGCACGCAUAUACAAACAGUGAGGAAAAUAUCCAAUGAUGCUUGUUGAUCCCAGUGUCGAAGAUUCACUGAGGCCUCUAGGAUCAGGAAAAAACAAAACCCAAGUGUGUGACUUGAUACGAUUAUGUCGAGUCAGAUUUUUGUUCUUUAAUUUCAAAACCUUAAAUUGGGCCCAAACCUCUUACUUGGAUCUUUUAGCCUUAUGGGUUUUCACCAUACAGUAUUUUGGGAAUAUCAUUCUCAUUCUCAUAAAGCCAAUGGAUUUUAACAUUGGAGAGAUUUUCUAGGCGUUUUCAGGCUCUCCAUUACUGCGGCGCAGCAGCUAUGAUCAAUCUUAGCCGAGCUCUCCGGUACAGUCUCUGCUAGAGUUCUAUCCGAGUCUCGGAAUCGAUUUUCCGGCGAUAAUGGCGGAAUUGGAUCAUCUAUGGUUUCGCAUCUUGUUCGCUGGGUUGUUGAUGUUAUCAAUCAGCUGGGAUCGUGUCGAUUGUUUCCCUUUCUCUUCAUCAUCUGUCGAAAAUUGCUUGAGAAUUUGGCCUAUGUUGCUUCCAUUCCUAUCUGGGUUUUUGGGUUGCUUAAAUCAGAAACAAGUUCGAUUGCUUUCCAUUUCUAUUCUCUGAAAGUGAUGAAGUUGGUGUCUCUAUUGGGAAUUUGGGUUGGCCGUUAGCUAACACUGUUGUAUUCGGAGUGCUGUUGACGGAGAAUUACAACGAAGAUAAGUUUUCGAGCUCGAAGAAAGACUCUGAGAGGGAGUUUCUGGUUACGUUUCGAGUCGUUUACCACCAUUUUUAUGAAGCCUACACGUCACAUUUUGAGCGAGAAGAAGUCAAGGAAGAUUUCUUCUGAUCAAUACGGCGUAUAUGGUUGUAGAGUUUGUGGCUGGUUUCAUGAGCAAUAGUCUUGGAUUGAUCUCAGACGCUUGCCACAUGUUGUUUGAUUGUGCUGCUUUGGCGAUUGGUCUCUAUGCGUCUUAUAUCUCUCGUCUUCCUGCAAACCAUCAGAAAUUUGAGAGUGUGGAACGGAGCUUGUGCCUUGUCUUGUACAUAAGCAACGAUGGUAUCAGAGAAGCUGUCUCUGCUUUAAAUAUACCUUCUGAUAUCCCUUCUGACAUACCAUGAGAGGAAUGGCGCGGCCAAAGCUGUUAGUGUCCUCCUGGCAGACAUUGUGAUACAUCUUUGUUCCAAGUAUGUAUAUUCUUGCUUUCCUGUUGAUGCUAAAUGCCUAAAUCAUAAAUGUAGCUUUCUAGUUACCAGUCAGAGUUAAAGAAACAUUCACCAGAAACGCCUUGUUGCUGGAAUUCUAUGGAAGUAAUCCUUAUGUCAACAGAUUUUAUUAUUUCUCCUCGGAGACUUUGAAGAAGAGGCAUAGACAAUUGCAGAGAACUUUCAGAGUUGUGCUCUCGGACAUUAAGCUCAUGAGUCAUGACUUCUUCAAUCCAUGAGCUUUCUGGAAAGAAAUUGCGGACUGCUUGUUAAAGUGCCUUGGAGACGAGGAAACUUAUUACCGUAAACAAACUUCAGAGUUGCUGAAGUCAUUUGUUAAAUUCAUAUAGUCAAAAUACAAAACAUAGCAGGACUCCAGACGCAUAAACAGCUAUAAUAACUGUGGUCCGCUACUUCAUCAGGUAAUUGCUUCUAACUCUUGUUAGUACUCAGAGAAAUCUAGCUGAUAGGGAUGGUGUGGAGAGAUGGUAGAGUAGAUGUCUGAAGUAGACUGCUCUCAUCAAACUGAAGAUCAUAGCUUGAAAACAUAUCUGAGAGGUCUUGAGAGAAGCUACUGUUGCCGAACAUAAUACCAUAAGGAUCCUGAAAGUCAGAACAGAGGUUAUCUGAAACUGUGUUUGAGAGACAAGGAUCGAGAACGUUGCUGUUGAUAGUAUCACUCGUACACAUGCUCUGAUCAAAUCCAUACGGCUCUUGCUACGUCAAGUGAUUCAACCCGAAGUCAGUAACAGAUUCAUGCAACUCUUGCGUGUUUGAGAAGCAAGGAUGUUGAAAGUUGAGGCUGUUGGUAGUAUCACUCAUGCACAUGCUCUGAUCAUAACCAUAAAGCUCUUGAGGCAUCAACUCAUUCAUCCCGUAGUUAUUCACAGACUCCUGUACUGGUACCGCUUGUGUGUUUGAGACGCAAGGACCUUGAAAGUUGUUGCUGUUGGUAGUAUCACCAAUACAGAUGUUCUGAUCAUAACCACAAAGCUCUUGAGGCGUCAACUGAUUCAAGCCGUAGUUAUUCACAGAUUCUUGUGUGUUUGAGUCGCAAGGAAGUUGAAAGUUGUUGCUGUUGAUGUAACCCAUAGAUAUAUUCUGACCACAACCAUUAACCUCUUGAUGCAUCAAGUAAUCAUCUGUGAAAUUGGUGAAAUUUGAUGCAGAGAGUGGGAUUUGAGAGAGAGUAGCAUCUUCGUGGUUAUACAUAACUAGCGAGAACUUGCUAGGGUUCAAGGAUUGGGUCUGAUGAAGGUUCAGAGAGGAAGGGUUCAAGGAUUGGGUCUGUUGAUGGUUGAGAGAGGAUGGUGCUAAACCCUUAUGAUCUUCCAACUUUGCCUUUGUCUGUUUCCGUGCCUCGAGAAAACGACGCCUUUCUUGCAAGAUGGAGCGCUUUCGUAGCAAGGACUCCAUCAGUUGGGAGAUUUGGUCGGGAGAGUGGUGAUCAGAGAGUGGAUACUUUAGUUGAUUCGAGUUCGUCGUCCUCGGCUUCUUCGUCAGAUUCGUCGCCUUGGUCUUGUUCUUGUUCUUGUUGAGGAACCCAGAAAGAUUGACGCUUUUCUUGCGCCUCUUGGCGUCGUCGAGACGACUAUACCGAAGAGCCAAGUCUCUCACUUUCUGUCGAUCCUUAGGC